AUGUCUCGGCCUCAAACUCCUACGUUUCGGAUUUCUCAGAUGCUGGUGCUGGUUCUUGGUGGGAGUGGAUUUGUAGGCUCCGCUGUGGCAAAAGCAGCGGCUGACAGAGGCAUUGACGUGGUCAGCCUGAGCAGGUCCGGCCGACCCUCCGUCUCCAACGAGACGUGGGUUAACAGUGUCACAUGGGAGACUGGCGACGUGUUCUCCGCCAACUGGCCUGUGCUUCUGACGGAUGUGACUGUAGUGGUGUCCUGCAUCGGGGGGUUCGGCUCAGACGAGCAGAUGGAGCGGAUCAACGGAGAUGCUACAGUGGUUGCGGUUGAAGCAGCUAAAGACUGUGGCGUGCGCAAGUUUGUGUUUGUGUCAGUGCACGAUUACAACCUGCCCGAUUUUGCCAAGGAGAAUGGAUAUUUUAAUGUCAAGAAAAGAGCCGAGACGGCGGUUCUUGAUGCGUUCCCCAACACAGGAGCUGUGCUGAGGCCGGGAUUCAUCUACGGAAAAAGGCGGGUAGCAGGGGGUGUGGAGGUUCCGCUCGAUCUGAUUGGCCAGCCGUUGGAGAAGCUGCUGUCAGCCACUAAGGAUAUCACAAAGCUAUUUUCCCCUCUUCCAGCCUCCGACCUGCUUUUAGCGCCUCCUGUAGAUGUUGCUGAUCUUGCAGCUGUAGCGGUGCGAGCCGUGGUUGAUGACUCGGUUGCAGGGGUAUACAAUAUUGAGGAAAUCAAGAGGCUGGCAGGUGAUUCCAAGUAA
Molecule: messenger RNA, 747 nt
Organism: Closterium sp. NIES-65
Lineage: Eukaryota; Viridiplantae; Streptophyta; Zygnematophyceae; Desmidiales; Closteriaceae
Source: the annotation of a GenBank genome assembly